Molecule: messenger RNA, 2329 nt
Organism: Nothobranchius furzeri (turquoise killifish)
Lineage: Eukaryota; Metazoa; Chordata; Actinopteri; Cyprinodontiformes; Nothobranchiidae
Gene: rbm4.2
Product: RNA binding motif protein 4.2
Cellular component (GO): nucleus
Molecular function (GO): mRNA binding; zinc ion binding
Source: RefSeq, a predicted model, not a curated record
AGGUGGCAGUAAAACCACAAAGAGCUAAAGGAGAACAUUCGUGCUUCACGAAGAAGACCAGGGUCCAGGGGCUGUGGCGCCAUUUCCUUCAUUCAUAAGCAUCCAAGGCCUUCGUCGCUGUUCAGGAAAAACAUCAUCAUGGUGAAAAUUUUUAUUGGUAAUCUUGCCUGUGAAACCACCGUAGAAGAAGUGCGAAAGCUUUUCGAGAAGUAUGGCAAAGUCACAGAGUGUGACAUAGUUAAAAACUAUGGUUUUGUACACAUGAGCAGCAUGUCUGAGGCAGAGGAGGCCAUUAAAAACCUUCACCAGACUGAGCUGAAUGGCUGGAGCAUGAAUGUGGAGCUGAGCAAAGGCAGGCCCAAGUCCACCACUAAACUACACAUCAGCAACCUCGGAGAGGGCGUCACAAAUGAUGAGCUACGGGCCAAGUUUGAGGAGUUUGGCCCAGUAGUGGAGUGUGAUAUUGUCAAAAACUAUGCCUUUGUUCACAUGGAGAGAAUGGAGGACGCCAUGGCCGCCAUCGAUAAGCUUGACAACAGAGCUUUCAAAGGCAAACUGAUCAUCGUACAGCUGUCCACCAGUCGCCUUCGCACUGCCCCGGGAAUGGGAGAUCACAAAGGCUGCUACGUCUGUGGCAAACACGGUCAUUGGUCGAAAGACUGUCCACUUGAUCGGACCGGUGGCCACAUGGACGGCGCCAGAGGUCGCAGCAACUGGUAUCCCCCACGUGGCAUGUUCUCACCUCCAGCAUCUGACUACAUGAGCAGCUCUGGGUAUAGUCGGGCUAGUUACGCUGGUGGAAUGCCUCCUCCACCUCCCCCUCCCCCUCGCAGGCAUGUUGGCUACAGCGCGGAGCUGGGGGAUCGCUACGCCAGCAGAACUGCAGGCUCAUACACAGAUAGGCCCUCAGCUUACGACAGCCCCUACAGCAGCGUCGACUAUUAUGAAAAGUACAGAGCUCGUCCGUAUGGCUCAAGCUAUUUUGAAGAGCGUCACGUGCCCUACAUCCCUCCUCCCCCACCACCACCUGCUUCCUCCCUGGCUAAGCUCUCGUCCAGUACAGACCCCUACGAACGUCGGCCGCUGGCUCCACCUCCAUCUGCCGCAUCAUACUACGCACCAGAGUACAGCCCCAUCCCACGAGCUCCCGUCUCAUCGGGCUACUCCUACGAGACAGCGCGUCUGUCUCCAGUGUCCGGCUCCAGGAGCGCCUACCCAGUUUUACGGCCCAAGGAUCCUUAUGCUCAGCGCUAUGCCCCAUACUGAGCUCAUGGUGCCAAGGUCUGAGGACUGAUGGACCUUCCCACUAUAUCUACAAGCUACACAUAUUCAUUGGUGUGUGUGAUGUGCAGCUAAGAAUACGAGAUGCAGAUGUCCAGCUUAGGGUUUAAAGAUGACUUCCAGGUUCUUGUGAUGCCAGCUGGCUGCUUCUGAGUCGUUUUUUUAUUCAAGUACACAAAUAUUUCUUUCAAAAAUAACAAUUAUUGAACUGUAUAGAAAAUCAAUUGGCUCACUUGAUCUGCAGGUUUUCAGCAGUUUUUUCCUUCUGUUUUUUUUUUCAUUAUGUGCAGCAAACGAUAUUUUGCUCUAGUUUUUGUCUCAAGUGUUCAUGUACAUUGUUUUAGGUGUUUGGGGUUUACUCAUAGAUGUAUGAGUUGCUUGUAACGCAAGAGUCUUAUUUUGUUUCUCUACCGGUGACCUGAUCUGACUUAGUAUCAUAAAUGUGUAUAAAGAGAACAAUGUGUGAAGAAUGUUCAAUGACCAUCGGUGACUAUUACAUCAGAGAGUUUUCUUCUGGUUAGACGUCGGCAUGGGCAGAUGUUUGGAAGGAACCUCUUCACCGUUCUCUCUGUAGCAUAAUUCAUACCAGGUUUCACACAAAGAACAACAGAAAAUAAACUACAAAACUGCAUAGUCAGGAUUCCAAACCUAAGCUAAACAAACAUUCCAGCAUAGGGCCGAGGAUUUCUGUACAUCCACUUAACAUUAAUGAAAGUGUUUGCCAGAUGAGGGGAGAUAAAAAUUUGACAUUUCCAGCAGUGCAAAUGUAGGAGCAGCUGUAUUCUUUCCAUUUUAUAAGUUGCUGAUGAAAGGUAACCCAUCACGCUAGGUAGAAAUCUGGAUCUUUUAUGGACGCGACACCACAGAACCAGGUAAAUAUGAGGCGUGACUGUUGGACAGUUGAAAUCAGGAGGUCCAGUUUUGCAUUGAAGGUGCCUUAUGCAUAAAUUUGAAGUUUGUAUUUUUCAUACUAGCUGUGAACCUAACGGCACACACUCAAAUUCUGAUUUUUUUUUUUAAAUUAAUAAAGCCAUUUAUUUUGGUGACA